Brassica oleracea var. oleracea is the source of this 755-nucleotide messenger RNA. RefSeq names its product probable disease resistance protein At1g12280. NCBI's taxonomy places the organism in Eukaryota, Viridiplantae, Streptophyta, Magnoliopsida, Brassicales, Brassicaceae. The transcript has 2 exons. The record is from RefSeq and is a predicted model, not a curated record. Bases 64 to 501 code for a protein of 145 amino acids. Gene Ontology annotation, molecular function: ADP binding.
AUCAAGUGGUGAAUCUAACUGCUCUGCAGAAAGAAAUAGAAGUGCUCAAGGCAAAGCGAGAAGAUGGGCAAAGAAGGAUUUGCAGAGAAGAGUUUACAGGACGUCGUGAAAGGCUUUCUCUGGUCCAGGCUGUGUCUUUGUGGGUUCUGCUCUAGAAAUGUGAGAUUGAGCUAUCUUUAUGGAAAAAGUGUUGUUAUGAUGCUGAAGGAGGUUGAGAGUCUCAGUUCUCAAGGAGAGUUUUCUGAGGUGACUGAGACAAUUUCGGUGGCUAAGGUGGAUGAGAUGCCUGUUCAACCCACCAUUGUUGGUCAAGAAACAAUGCUCGAAAGGGUAUGGAUUCAUCUCAUGGAAGGAGGAGUCGAGAUUGUGGGUAUGUAUGGCAUGGGUGGAGUAGGCUGCUUUGAGGUUAUCAUAUGGGUUGUGGUGUCUAAAACUCCAGAGAUCCAUAGGAUUCAAGGAGACAUUGCCAAAAAGCUAGGCCUUGAUGGGGGAGAGGAGUGAGACCAAAAGAAUGAAACCAGAGAGGCCUUGAUAUACACAAUGUCCUCAGGAGGUGAAAGUUUGUGCUGUUGCUGGAUGAUAUAUGGGAGAAAGUGAAUUUGAAAGCCGUUGGAGUCCCACAUCUAAGCACGUCUCGUUCUAGAGAUGUUCCGCAGCAGAGCAACUUUGAAACCGCUUAUAUCCUCAGACAUUGUAGUUUCUUGUUAUGGUAGUUUUUGUCUUGGCCUUGGGUUCCUGACUAGGAGUUUGCUUUG